AUGGAGCUUGAAGUGAAGAAAGUGGGCACCAAUUCGCCUGACGAUGUGAACAUUGAUAUUGGGGCUCUUGAGUUGCAUUUCUCAGAAGAGGAAGAGAAGCGAGUCGUUAGGAAGAUUGACUGCUUUAUCCUACCAAUGAUGUGUCUUGUGUUUUUCUUCCAGUACCUUGACAAGCAGAGUCUCAGUUAUGCUUCGGUAUUCGGGCUCAUUGACGACCUUUCUUUGAAAGGGUCAGAAUAUUCUUGGUGCUCGUCACUGUUCUAUCUCGGUCAGCUGGCCGCCGAGUACCCCUUCAUUUACUUGAUGAGUCGACUUCCCUUGACGACUUUUGUCGGUGGCACGAUCAUUCUCUGGGGUGCGGUCUGCAUGUGCCUUGCAGUGCCAACAAAUUUCGCGGGUUUCGGCGCCGUAAGAUUUCUCCUUGGAGCUACAGAAGGGGCUGUAUCCCCGGCCUUUGUGACUCUCACUAGCAUGUGGUACAGGAAGAACGAGCAUGCAACAAGAGUUGGUAUAUGGAUCACGAUGAACGGGCUGGCCCAGGUCCUUGGCAGUUUGCUCAUGUACGGCAUUGGAAAGCAGCACUACCCCCGGCUGGAAUCCUGGAGAAUACUUUUCCUCGUCUGUGGAGCACUUACGGCGACUUUCGGGGUCGCGUUCUAUUUCCUUGUGCCAACUGGUCCCCAGAGAGCAUGGUUUCUCUCAGAGAGAGAGCGAGAAGUCUUACUGGCUAGAAUGGCGCUCGACAGAGAAGGCGGGGACAAAACCAAUUUCUCCAAGUCACAGCUGAAGGAGACUUUGCUGGAUGUCCGAGCGUGGUUUAUUUUUGCUUUUGGAAUCCUUGCCACCAUGCAAUCUCCGGUCCUAACAUUUGCUUCUUUGAUUAUCAAAAACCUCAACUAUGACAAAUUCGAGACUAUGCUGUAUACUUCGCCAUCCGGAGCCGUUCAGAUUGUCGCGAUCUGGAUCGCAGUGCUUGGCUGUCAACUUCUGCCCAACAAUCGAUGCCUGGUGGUCAUCGUUCUCACAGUUCCUCCAUUGAUUGGUAACAUCCUUCUCUUGCAGCUUCCACUUACAGCAGGAUGGGGAUUGAUUGUGUCUUCCUGGCUGGCGUCGUGUAUAUCUGAUGUGAUGGUAGUACUCCUCAGUCUCAGCGCAUCGAAUGUGAAAGGAAACACAAAGCGAGCAAUUGUCAACACAUUCUACUUCAUUGGCUACUCAGUUGGUUGCAUUGCAGGACCCCAGCUGUGGCAGACAAAAUCGGCUCCCAGGUUCUUCGAAGGUGUCGUUACUGCGAUUGUGACAUGGUGCUUGCUGGUCUUAGCUAUGUGCCUCUAUUGGUACCUGUGCCGAGCUGAAAAUACCAGGCGAGAUCAAGAGCAGCAGACUUCGACCGACAUCUUAUUACAUACUGAAGACGUGACCGACAUUGAGGACCGUCUUUUCCGCUACAGCUACUAA
This is a messenger RNA of Penicillium daleae, 1458 nucleotides long. Its product is annotated as pantothenate transporter. The record is from RefSeq and is a predicted model, not a curated record. Gene Ontology annotation, biological process: allantoate transport; transmembrane transport; dipeptide transport. Gene Ontology annotation, cellular component: plasma membrane. Bases 1 to 1458 code for a protein of 485 amino acids. Gene Ontology annotation, molecular function: allantoate transmembrane transporter activity; dipeptide transmembrane transporter activity. NCBI's taxonomy places the organism in Eukaryota, Fungi, Ascomycota, Eurotiomycetes, Eurotiales, Aspergillaceae. The transcript is spliced from 8 exons.